Molecule: messenger RNA, 722 nt
Organism: Pseudocercospora fijiensis CIRAD86
Lineage: Eukaryota; Fungi; Ascomycota; Dothideomycetes; Mycosphaerellales; Mycosphaerellaceae
Exons: 1
Source: RefSeq, a predicted model, not a curated record
GAUGAAGGCCGAGCAUAUUCUAACAUGCCUGGCUGUCAUGUGUGCUAUUAUGAGUCUUUGAAGCGCUCGUACUACUGUCCGUAUUCGAGCUGGCAGUGGCAGUGCCGAAUGGCUCGAGCACUGCCUGCGGAAAUCAUCUGUGCCCGCGUGGCAUGGAUUCGCAAAGCGAGCGAGCGCCUCCAUGGCGCUGAUGGCGUGACCCUUUCUCCCGGAAAAUUCGUGUGACACUUGUAUGCUCAACAAUAUACAUACACGAGGAGAAAUGGGGCAGGCGAAGAGGUAUGGACUAUGGAAUUUGAGGGCCAUCGACAAGGGAUGUCAGCAGAGCGGAAGGGAAGCAAGGGCCUGGAAAGGUACGAGUCCGCCCGUGCCCACCCCCGCCCAUCUCACAUCUGGAAGGCCCGCAAGCUCCAAUAGGGUUGAUUGGACAACCGCAGCUCUGGAACUUGAAGCUGGGAGACCAGGGUGUGCAUUGUGGUGGAAGCCGACGUGGGAACGCAUCGGCUCGUUGCCUUGUUUCAAUCGUGGUGUGGACGAGCUUGAAGGACGGGAACGCCAACGCGAACGGCGAUGCGUGUCUCUGACAAAGACGAUGUCCAUUUUGGUCUCGGGGAGCGGGUAUCGGUGUCAGCUCGUUCCCAUACAAGGGAUGUCGAGUUCUGCAGGAGAUAGCAGCGUCGCUAGAACUAAUCAGCAGAAGCGUGACUGGGACGCUUUCCCAA